ACAUAAUCCAGGCAGUAAUUACACUGCCACAACAACGUAAUUUAGAAAGCAAUUAAGUGACAUAAAAACAUAAUUUCUCCGAGACGGAGGGGUUGUGUCAUGAGUCUCUCGUCCAUGAGUAGAUGCACGCUUCCUUCUGCAGAGUGAUACGGUUGGUGGGUGUAGUUUGGUAGAGAGAAGAUAGUUCCCAUGUGAACCUGCUCACAACAAGGUCUGUGGAUUAAUUUAAGCAACCUGAUCAUGAUUUCUGGAAAGAGACACUGCUGUUGAGUGCAAGCUGAGUGCCAUCUAGUUGCAUUUUAUUGGAGAGAAUUCAGACUUCUCUACGGCCGAUAUCUCCAACACUUGGAAACACACACCUAAACAAUCUAAACUGAUAAAUAGCACUACAGGUAAAAGGAAAAAUAUGUAUUUGGACUGUCCCUUUAGGACCUCCUGUAACAGUCCUAACUCCCAGCCUGGGAAUCACUGCUUUAUUUUACAAACAUAAAGGAGAGAUCUUUGCAGUCACUGUGUAUCAAAAAUCUCUUUGUCUUUUCUAUCAUUUUCUUCAGACAUGAGAGACCGGCUGAAGCACCUCCAUCAGGCGCAGAUUGACUCUGAUGGUUUCACCACAGUGGAUCUGGACGAUAUCUCAGCACAUGAGGGAGCAACAGCAUCAUCUACUGACCAGGACCUGGAUGGUGUCCUGCAGAAGGCCCAGGAGAUCCGACUGGAGAUCCAGCAGAUCCAGAACGACAUCAGUGAGCUGAAAAAUGUGAACUACCAGGCACUGAACAAGAGCUCAUACCCUCUUGCUUCAAAGUGGGAUUCAAAUGCAAUCGGGGCGGAUAUCAAACGCAGGGGAGAGGCUGUGCUGCAGCGGCUGCACAUGAUGAACGCUCUCACAAGGGAACUGGAAGACCAGCGUGGCAGCUCUGACCCCACAGCACGCAUUGCUCGAACACAGUACCAGUGUCUCAUCAGUGCCUUGCGGGAGGUGAUGUUCAGCUACAAUGACGCAGAGAUGGCCCACAGGGAUGCUUGUAAACGGCAAAUCCAGAGGCAGAUGGAGGUGGUGGGCAGGGAAGUCAGCGAGAAGGAGCUGGAGGAUAUGAUGGAGAGCGGGGAGCUGAACGUGUUCACUGCCCAGGUGGAGGGCAAAACGGCACGCUCGGCUUUCCUGGAGAUCAAGAGCCGACACAAGGAGCUGCUGGAGCUGGAGAAGAGGAUCGAGGGGAUCCAGCAGCUGUUCCUGGAUGUGGCUGUGCUCACGGAGGAGCAGGGUUUAGCCUUGGAAAACAUCCAGAAAAACGUCCAGAAUACUGGAGUGAUGGUUCAGCACGCUGUGUUUCAGCUGGACAGAGCCACUGCAUCUGAUAAAAACAACCCCUUUAAGAAGCUGUUUUGUGGCUGCUUUCCUUGUUAUAACAGUUAAAACUUAUUAGGACCCAGACCCAGUUAACUAGUCCAUGUUGUAAAAACUAAAAGAACAAUGCAUUAAAAUAUCCUUGGAGGGUGGCACAGACCUCCAUGUCCUCGUCAACAGUACCCUGCCUCCUGUUAGGUACCAGGAUGAAAUCCUCAGAGCGACUGUCAGACCUUACACUGGUGUAGCGGGCCCUGGGUUCCUCCUGGUGAUGUGGGCCCUGGGUUCCUCCUGGUGAUGUGGGCCCUGGGUUCGUUCCUCCUGGUGAUGUGGGCCCUGGGUUCCUCCUGGUGAUGUGGGCCCUGGGUUCCCGGCCUCAUGUGGCCAGAGUGUGUCUGCAGUUCCUGGAUGACAAAGGUAUGAUGCCAUCCAACUGAGCAGCUAUGGGACGUUAUGUAUCGUGCAUCUGAUGCUGCCAAGUACCUCCACAGACUGUCCAGGAGCUCACUGAUGCCCUGAUCCAGAUCUGGGAGGAGAUCCCCCAGGACACUAUCCGUUGACUGAUCAGGAGCAUGCCCAGAUGUUGUUGGGAGUGCAUACAGGCACGUGGGGGCCGUACACACUACUGAGUCACAUUAUCAGCCUGUGAUUUCAACUUUUUACUUUGAUUUUCAGUGUGAUUUUGAAUCCAGCCCUCAGUGGGUUGAUGAUUUUGGUUUCCACUGACCAUUGUUACGUCAUUUUGUCCCCAAACAAUUAGAUAUUGUACAUUUUUCAACUUUAAUAAUUCAUUCAUUUCGAUCUGAUGUGUGAUUUAAGUGUUCCUUUAAUUUUUUGAGCAGUGUAUUAUGAUAUGUAGUAAAGCACUCAUAUGGUCAUUUUGUAGUAUUAUGAGUACUUUUAUUUUUGAUACUUUGAGUACAUUUUGCUGAAGAUACACACUUGCACUUAAGUAAUAUUUUUAAUACAGGACUUUUACGUGUAAUGGAGUAUUUUCACUGUCUGCUACUUUUCCUAACAGCCACCAACUGGACUUGAUGGCGAGAAUAUUUUGUCCAAGUGCUGUUUUCUGCUGUUAUUUUUAUGUCAUAUUGUUUUUAUGUUAGUGUUUCCCCCAUGUUUUCAUCCUGACA
Epinephelus moara (kelp grouper) is the source of this 2481-nucleotide messenger RNA. Its product is annotated as syntaxin-11-like. Gene Ontology annotation, cellular component: SNARE complex; endomembrane system; synaptic vesicle. The record is from RefSeq and is a predicted model, not a curated record. Gene Ontology annotation, molecular function: SNARE binding; SNAP receptor activity. Lineage: Eukaryota; Metazoa; Chordata; Actinopteri; Perciformes; Serranidae. The transcript has a single exon. Gene Ontology annotation, biological process: synaptic vesicle fusion to presynaptic active zone membrane; intracellular protein transport; exocytosis. Bases 557 to 1417 code for a protein of 286 amino acids.